Molecule: messenger RNA, 714 nt
Organism: Corythoichthys intestinalis (scribbled pipefish)
Lineage: Eukaryota; Metazoa; Chordata; Actinopteri; Syngnathiformes; Syngnathidae
Gene: ppil3
Product: peptidylprolyl isomerase (cyclophilin)-like 3
Exons: 6
Coding region: 1-567 (188 amino acids)
Biological process (GO): protein folding; protein peptidyl-prolyl isomerization
Cellular component (GO): catalytic step 2 spliceosome
Molecular function (GO): peptidyl-prolyl cis-trans isomerase activity
Source: RefSeq, a predicted model, not a curated record
AUGAACGCUCAUGGACUCACAGAAAACAUCACGUCCAUCACCAGCAGCAACAGAAAUUGGAGCCCAGAUAACACAGUGAAAAAGGCUGUUACACUUCACACAGAUAUAGGAGACAUCAAAAUUGAAAUAUUUUGUGAACGCGCACCGAAAACGUGCGAGAAUUUCCUUGCCUUGUGUGCCAGUGGGUUCUACAAAGGAUGCAUCUUCCACCGAAAUAUUAAAGGCUUCAUGGUGCAAACUGGAGACCCGACAGGCACUGGCAAAGGAGGAACGAGCAUAUGGGGACGCAAAUUUGAAGAUGAAUUCAGCGAACAUUUAAAACACAAUGUUAGAGGAGUGGUCUCCAUGGCAAACAAUGGUCCAAACACCAAUGGCUCCCAGUUUUUCUUCACCUACGCCAAACAGCCUCAUCUGGACAUGAAGUAUACUGUGUUUGGAAAGAUUAUUGAUGGCUUGGAAGCAUUGGAUGAGCUGGAGAAACUCCCUGUACAUGAAAAGACAUUCCGACCGUUGACUGAAACUCGGAUUAAGGAUGUUACCAUUCACGCCAACCCUUUUGCUGGUUAGGAGGCUUCAUUCACAUUUUGCUCAAAAAUGGCUCUCUGUUUAUUAAUAUGGAAAAGGUUUCCUGAUCCAUUUCUAAUUCAUGAACUUUACAGUUGAACAUGUUUUCUAGUAAAUGAAUAUUGUCAAAUGGCUACCUUUUUGUCAUUU